This is a messenger RNA of Prorocentrum cordatum, 647 nucleotides long. Lineage: Eukaryota; Dinophyceae; Prorocentrales; Prorocentraceae. The record is from the annotation of a GenBank genome assembly.
AGGGUGGCAGCGGCCCAGGGCGCAGCCGCAGGCGCCCCCGCUCGCGGAGUGGCGCGGUCGGGGGCGGCUGGGCCGAGGCGGAUGGCGAGAGGCGCCUCGCUGCUGCGAGUUCGGCCCCAACGCCGGCGCCGUGCGCGCAGCACGGGGAGCCACGUGGCGGGGACGCUGAGGAGGAAGCCGCUCAGCUGCUCGGCCGCGCAUCGGCUUGGGUCCGGGCGAGGUCUCCCCACCAGGGCGGGCCCGUGCUCGUGGACCCAGUCUCGCCGCUGGAGGGUGGCCUGGGACGCAGCAGGGGCCCCUUCGGAGGAGGGAUGUCUAUGUGGGACCACGAGCCUCCGGCGAGGGGGCCUCUCGUGCUCGGCCGCUGCUCUCGCAACCAGCCUUCCGCUGCUGCAUGGCCUUUUCUCUGUGCGUUGCUCUCCCACAUGCCCGACCUAACACUGAUGCGCGGCGAGCGUGUGCGCAGAUUAUUUUGCCACGGCGCCUCCGAGCACGCACUGCAUCCAGUGCGCUCCUCGCGUCGGCGCGUGCGCGGCAUGUGGCCUUCCGUUUCCGUCUGCCACAUGGCCCCCCCCCUCAGUGCGCUCCAUGUCAUCCUCUUCCUCAUCCCCCUGCUCCUCAUUUUCUCCCUCCUCACAACCUCCUAG